Diabrotica virgifera virgifera (western corn rootworm) is the source of this 2128-nucleotide messenger RNA. It is a transcript of the gene 7B2, whose product is annotated as neuroendocrine protein 7B2. Lineage: Eukaryota; Metazoa; Arthropoda; Insecta; Coleoptera; Chrysomelidae. The record is from RefSeq and is a predicted model, not a curated record. Bases 125 to 895 code for a protein of 256 amino acids. Gene Ontology annotation, cellular component: secretory granule. Gene Ontology annotation, molecular function: enzyme regulator activity. Gene Ontology annotation, biological process: neuropeptide signaling pathway; regulation of hormone secretion. The transcript has 7 exons.
CAAGCCGGGCCUGGAGUCGCAUCAUUCAGUGCGCAUUUCCACCAUUGAUUCCAGCUAGACACAACCUAAAAAUUUCCAAUUUCCGCAUUAGUGCUCGACCCUUGGGGUCGAAAACUGUUUUACGAUGAAGAUCACAAUUUUAAUGUGUUGUUUAACGGGAGCAAUGUGUUAUCUUCCUCCAGCCAAGGAAAGUCUUCUCUCUGGGCUAUUUCUUCGCGACUUGGUAAAUCGUAUCAACGGUAAGGGCAUCUCGGAAGGGGAUGGAGUAUCUUACUUGGAUUUUACUGAUGGACUGCCACUAGAUGGGCGCUCUUUAUCUGGUACCCUCGAAGAAGAGCAAAUGUUUCCAGUUGAUUAUGAAACAAUGGGUGAAAUGAACAUGCAUCCCAGCAUUCGUGAUCAAGAAUACUUGCAACAUAGCACCUUAUGGGGGAAACAGUAUUUGAAUGGAGACAGGGCUGAAAACUCAAUACUACAUCACAACGGAUUUAAGAAUAAGAAUGGUCUAAAAGGUGAAUCCACUUUGCCAGCUUAUUGCAGUCCACCGAAUCCAUGCCCGAUAGGAUAUACAGCUGAUCAUGGAUGCAUUGAGAUGUUUGACAAUACCGCUUCAUUCAGUCGGAGAUACCAAGCAUCACAAAACUGUAUGUGUGAUACGGAACAUAUGUUUGAAUGCCCUACCUCAAAUGAUAUUUCUGAUGACAAUUCCAUGGAUAUGAUCGACAGUUAUCAUUUUAACAAGAUGUUACAACAAUCGGCUAAGUUGAAACAACUUUUUUCGCAAAAGAACGUGUAUGCAAAAAAAGAUCUUCAGAUUAAGUCUAAGAACAAUCCCUUUUUAACUGGAGAAAAAUUACCCGUGGCAGCUAAAAAAGGCAACAAUGUUUUACUGUAAACGUACAACACCAACCCCCAACUAUGAACCAAUCCGGACGACAACAAAUAAUGACUUUGGCUAUGAACAUGGACGAUCCGAAGAACAAUAACCAUUUUAAUUCUUACCCCUGUACGAUAAACUAUAUGUAAGAACUUAGAUAGUAGUUGCUUUUAAUGUGAGCAUAUAAUAAACAAAGAAUGGUACCCAUACUGUUAGAGUUAGAGUAAUUACAACGUACAAUUCCGUUGUAUACCCAACAAUUCUCAAAAGAAUGAUAAAUAUGCUUAAAUCGUAAUAAAGUGACAUAUCACGAUAUUGACCAAAAAUACAAAUAGAUCAACUUAAGUAUGUUUUAGGCCCUAUUGAUUUUGACCGAUCUCUUAACAAGCGGCAAAAAGCUUGGAAUGGAUAGCUUUGCAUUGCUAGCUAUUUGAACCUUUAUAAGGCAUCUGACAAAAUCAAAAUUAUACUUAAGUCGAUUACAUCAUUUUAAUCGAACUAAUGACCUAGAAACUCUUCUUCAAUCAGUGAAUGAAUAUAUAAUUGAAUAUAAUGAUUUGUUAAUGGACAUACAAAUAAUAUUACAAAAUGUAAAUAUUGUACAUGAGCAAAAUCAUGAUCUACUAAGUGAAAGAGGCUCUUCAGUAGGUAUUUAAAUUAUGUAAUUUUAUUUCCGCAAGGGAGCAGAUUUUAAUAGUAUUUAUAUCUCUAAAUGUAUUGUCUUCUAUUAUCUUCCAUAAUAUAGUCUUACAAGGUUGAAUUUCUGUAGAAUAGAUAAACACCAAUAUUUGAGGUUCUUUUAUGCUGCAUUUGAAUUAGAAAAUAAAGCGGAAAUGAAUCUUAAACAGUUUUUUAUUAUAUAGAACAUGACAAAAUCUUGUGAAACUAUUAUGCUGGACUUACAAAUCAAUAUGUUUCUUGAGUAAAACAGUGAAAAUGCUCUGUGCGGGUUUGGUCCAUUUGAAAUCAUUAUUGGAAACAUAGAAAAAUACGAUACAAGCCUGUUUUAAAAUAAUAUUCAUGUUAACGGUGGUUAUAACAUAAAUCUAACUCUCUCUUGUGUUUAUAGACUGUUGACAUUACAUAUUGAUGUUUAAAUAAAGUGUUUAUCGGUGUUAUUGAAUUAAGUGGUUAACCAUUUUAAAAAAACUGAGGCUUAUUCUUGAAUAUUUACAAUUUCUUGUUUACGAAGAACAAAGUAGCAUAAAAGACUAUUAUACCAAGUGGAAUAAAUGUAUUCUCUUAAUGCAA